AUGAUCUCACGGUCGGCGAUUGGACGACACGCACAGCUUGCUGUCCGCAGGCAAUGCUGUGCCCAGCCAGCUAAUCGUCGUGGCCUUGCUGCUGUUUCCUCCGGAUCAACCUCAUUCUCAUACGAAUCAUCUGAUGUUGCUGGAGUUAAGGUCGCAAGCAGAGAUGUUGCUGGAGCUACCACGAAGCUUGCCGUCGUUGCUAAGGCCGGAACAAGAUAUCAGACUGCACCAGGUUUAACAUCAGGAUUAGAGCGAUUUGCAUUCAAGAACACCUUCAAACGAUCAGCUCUUCGUAUCUGCAGAGAAUCUGAACUUUUGGGCGCACAAUUGAACGCUUACCACACCCGCGAAGCACUCGUCGUGGAAGCCAAGUUCCUUCGGGAAGACUUACCAUACUUUACCGAACUCCUUGGUGAAGUUAUCUCAGCCACAAAGUAUACCCCCCACGAAUACCAUGAAGAAGUCGAGCACCAGAUUAAGUUGCUCCAGAAGAAGCUCCUCGGAAGUGUAUCAGACCUUGCUAUCAACUCAGCACACGGCGUCGCAUUCCAUAGAGGACUUGGAACGCCUCUCUUCCCAUCUUCAUCUACCCCUCUUACGAAAUAUCUGAACUCGGACUCCAUCGGCGAAUUUUCAACCCAAGCAUACUCGAAGCCAAAUAUCGCUGUUGUCGCAAAUGGUGCAAGCCAAGCAGAGUUAUCGAAGUGGGUUGGAGAGUUCUUUACCAGCGCUCAUACUGGACAAGCUCUCUCUGGUCCUGGAGCAACCAAGUACUACGGUGGUGAAGAACGCAUUGCCCAUGACUCGGGUAAUUCGUUCGUCCUUGCUUUCCCUGGAUCUAGUUCUUUCACGGCAGGAGGUUCAUACAAGCCCGAAUUCUCUGUCCUUGCCUCUCUUCUCGGUGGAAAAUCUAGCAUUAAGUGGUCCACUGGAUUCUCUCUCUUAUCUAAGGCUGCAUCUUCAUUCCCAGGAGCCAGCGCUACGGCCACUAACUUUGCUUACUCUGAUGCUGGACUUUUGGUACUUCAAUUCAAUGGUUCUGCGAAGGCUGUCAGAUCGGCUGCCAUUGAGGCUGUCAAAGCCCUCAAGGCAAUUUCUGAAGGUUCUAUUAGUCAAGAAGAUUUCACAAAGGCAGUCGCUAAUGCUAAAUACAACGCAUUGGAGGAAGGUCAAAACGUUGAAGCUGGACUUGUCACGACUGGCUCUGGGCUGGUCCAUGGCGGUAAGGCAUUCCAAAUCGAUGAAGUCGGCAAGAGCGUAGAAUCGGUUAGCAUUGAGAAGUUGAAAUCGGCUGCAAAGGCAAUUUUGGAGGGCAAAGCUACCAUCUCGGCAGUUGGUGAUCUUUACGUUCUUCCUUAUGCAGAGGAGCUUGGUCUUUCAGUGUAA
This is a messenger RNA of Sclerotinia sclerotiorum 1980 UF-70, 1386 nucleotides long. RefSeq lists its product as hypothetical. The record is from RefSeq and is a predicted model, not a curated record. NCBI's taxonomy places the organism in Eukaryota, Fungi, Ascomycota, Leotiomycetes, Helotiales, Sclerotiniaceae. The transcript has 4 exons. The coding region runs from base 1 to 1386 and encodes 461 amino acids. Gene Ontology annotation, molecular function: metal ion binding. Gene Ontology annotation, cellular component: mitochondrion.